This is a messenger RNA of Ylistrum balloti, 1029 nucleotides long. Its product is annotated as trichohyalin-like. Lineage: Eukaryota; Metazoa; Mollusca; Bivalvia; Pectinida; Pectinidae. The transcript is spliced from 6 exons. The coding region runs from base 1 to 1029 and encodes 342 amino acids. The record is from RefSeq and is a predicted model, not a curated record.
AUGUCAAAGUCUAACACCAAAGUGAGAAGACUGGGUGCUAUCAGGCAGUCUUUAAAGACUCCAGUAAAGGAUGACAUUCCUAAAUUACCUGCCUUCCAUUCAACAUCCGUGUCUGGAACAGGGGAUGGGAAGGCUAAUAUGGUAGGGAUCACAGGGAACGCAAUGGCUGUUCCGCCACAGAGAGAAAAAAAUGCUGCAAGAGAAAAAGAAACAAAAGCCAGUAGUGUCAGUGUCAAAUCUGAUUCAGGGAAAUCUGAUUCCGCAUCAAGUACAAAGUCACAGGAGCUUGCAGAUAAAAAGGAAAUUCAAGACUUAAAGGCGAGGGAGCGAGACCUCCUGAAACAAAUCACCUCUCUACAGAAACAAGUGGAGGAUCUACAGGAACAAAUACGCAACAAGGAAGUGGAAGUGGUCACAUUACAGGACCAGAUACUGAGACAGGAGGAAUCCCACAAGGCAGCACUAAUGGAGGAGAGGAAAGCACAUGAUAUCACACGCUCAGAGAGGGACCGGCUACUCAAGGAACUGGAAGAUCUCAGAGCAGAGGUCAAGACCAUACGUGAAGAAAACAGUAAAAAGAUGGAGGAAUUGAAGAAAGAGCUGGAAGAAAAACACUCUUUAGAAAUUGCUGAGAAAGACAAAGAAAUAAAAAUACGAGAUGACAAACUAAGUCGAUUGAAAAUGCAGAUGGCAGAGGCAUUGAAAGGCAAUUCUUGGGAACGACAACAACAGUUGGAAGAGCUGACGAAAGAGCUUGGUCGUCUUCAGGAAGAAGCUGACAGCCUGAGGAUGAAACUUAAGGCAUUCAAGUCAUUGAAGAAUAACCAGGCAGGCCAGUGUGGAAAUUGUCAAGAAUCUCUCAGCAAGGCUGAAAAAUAUCAAGUGGCAGUAAAGGAACGGGACGCAACCAUCAAAGAUCUCAAGUCUUUGGUGACAAAAUUUGAAAAGCAACUGACGCAACAGGAUGAACUAUUGAAAUCAUGGGCAGAGUCCAAAGGCCACAAAAUACCAGGGUACCCUGGCAAAUAG